GUGGGUGGAGGAGCGGGGAGACAGGAGAGCGGUCAGUAGCGGGACACACCCGGGGGAAGGUGGAGGUCCGUGCCGUCACUCAGCCUGCCGCAGAUAUGGCGUGUGUGUGUAUGGGAAGGUGUCUGUGGACAGUAUGGAACUACGUGAUGCUGUACGCCUUGGGGUUGUGGUACCUGGUGAAGGAGAUCUGUCUGCCCCAUAGGAAGCCCACAGGUAUAGAGAAACAGAGUGGGCGAGUGGCUCUUGUGACGGGUGGCGGUCGAGGCAUCGGCUUGGAAACAAUCCAGCAGCUCCUUGACCUGGAUAUGACAGUUAUUAUUGCUGGAAGAAAUGUGGCAGUGUUGGAGAAGGCAGCAUCUGAGCUGCGGGCCCUGGGUGUGCAAGGAGGAUCUGUCAAAUGUCUGGAAUUAGAUUUGUCAAGUUUAUCAUCUGUUCGCAACUGUGCUCAAGAGUUUUCUGCUCUUAACUUGCCACUCCACCUUCUGAUUAAUAAUGCGGGCAUAAUGUUCUGGCCAUGGGAGUUGACUGAGGAUGGGCACGAGUCACACUGGUGUGUGAAUUAUCUCGGCCACUUCCUCCUCACCCAUCUCUUGUUUCGACAUCUAGUAGCUAGCUCCACACCAGAGCGACCUACGCGAGUGGUGAAUCUAACAUCAUCGGUACAUUACAUGGGGUCCAUCAAAUUUGAUGAUAUAAAUAACAAGAAAUUAUAUAGUCCUCAAGCUGCAUAUGCACAGAGUAAAUUGGCGCAGUUGAUGUUUACACUGACAUUGGACGAGCAUCAGAGGUCAUGUGGAAGCAACGUUGUGGUCAAUGGUGUUCAUCCCGGUGUGGUGGCCACCGAACUCUUCCAGAAUGUUGCAUGGGCAACGAGCUUUCCCCUGCUUGCAAGAACUUUUCUCAAGACUCCUCGGCAAGGCUCUGACACAGUGGUUCAUGUAGCAUUAUCAACACAAGUCAAGGAAGGAGGCCACUAUUACGAGAACUGCACCAAGACCAAACCUGCCAGAGCUGCCCUGAGAAGUGAGGACCGUGCCCGUCUCUGGGCGCUCUCCUGUCAGCAGCUCCAAAUUGAACAUUUUGGACAGACGUAAAGAUAUUAAUUUACAGUAUAUGAUCAGUAGGGAAAAUAUGCAUGUUCAAUCAUUGUGUGAUAACAAAUUAUCAUGGAAAUACUGAACUGAUAAUGACAUUAAGUAAUAGUAAUGGAUUUGAUAUGAAGUAAGGGUAUUAGAACUUGCCUGUAUAAUGUGUAAACUCCUUGUAGGGUCUCUUUCCAAUAACCAUCAUUGAAUUACUGAAAUUUUGAGGGGCAAGUGAGGGUUGUUUAGCAGUAAUCUUCGUCCUAGACUACAGUACUUCAAUCCUUAAGGAAGUUUUGUAGAAAAUCAUUAAAGGUGGUGGUUAAUUCCUCAAAAAAAAAAAAAAGCUCCUCGUAAAAAAUACUUCUCGCCUAGCUGUUUCUCACGAUUUAAAGCUUUUAAAGAAAUUUCACAAAUCUAUAGGUAUACAGGGUAUUUUUGUAUUUUCAUAAACCAGCACAUGUGUGAAUACAGGAUAGUUGUCAGCUAUUCUUCAUUUUACAGUAUGUACAGGGAGACAGCAGAAUAAUUUGAACAAAGUAAUUGAAGACUGACCCACACACCUGAAGAUGAAGAGAUGACAACGUUUCAGUGCGUCCUGGACCAUUAUAAAGUCAAUUGUACAAUCAACUUAAUGGUCCAGGACGGACUGAAACGUCAUCUCUCCAUCUUGUGGUGUGUGUGUGGUUUGGUCAUCAUAUCUUUAGCCACAUUAUUGUGACUCAUCGUCUGUAUAAGUAAUUGAGUGCGGUAUGCAUCAAGUAAUUUCUAGCCUUACCAAAGCCAUCAUAAGAGUUAAUUACGCAGCAGGAGAGUACUGUUUUUGUAAAGGCAGAAACAAGUGACACUUAAUGGGCUAGGCAGAGGCUUAGGGCUCAAAUAGGAAUAUUCCAGUCAAAAUAUAAGUGAUUUAUAUAAGAAUUAGCACCAUUUGGAACUGAUUCCUAUCACAUUUUACACAAUACAGUGAACAAGGAACCAUAAUAGUUGGAUAGAACCUUUUUGUAAGUUAAAUAAAUUGUCCGUCAUGACUAUACAUAAGAAUCAUAAAUACUCCGAGUUAUGAACAAAAUGUACUUCAGCUGUUGAACGAUGCCAAACUAAUGACGUUCAGUCAAUAUUCAUAUGACAUAUUCAAUAUGUACAAGAAUGAAAGAAAUCUUGUAUGUAUAAAUAAAAAUAAUAAAAUACAACAAAUCUAUGUGCAUCUACUGUAAUUUUUUUUUAAAUGAGUUUAUACCUUAUGUAAACUUUACAUUUUUAUGUGCCUUCAAGAUAUUAACUCUUCCAACAUUUGAAUCUGAAAGGACAUAAUUUCUUUAAUACAGUAUUACUGUUGGUCGAGUUUAGCUUAGACAACGUCAUGCAAGUAUCUUCCACAACUUAGUUAUGCUAAAAAAUGUCUUGAAACAAUCUGAUCUCUGUUUGCAGCAUUCUGCAAAAGAUAUGAUUCUCUUCGAUAUAACAAUAUUUACUAAUGAACUCAUGUAGCAAUACUGUACUGCCUCACAUAUUUUCUUGCCAUAAAUAUUACACAUUCCAGAGCAAAUUGUAUUUUUUCUAAUAAAUAUUGUAAUCAGAAUUUA
Molecule: messenger RNA, 2668 nt
Organism: Procambarus clarkii (red swamp crayfish)
Lineage: Eukaryota; Metazoa; Arthropoda; Malacostraca; Decapoda; Cambaridae
Product: polyprenol dehydrogenase
Source: RefSeq, a predicted model, not a curated record